Triticum dicoccoides is the source of this 1062-nucleotide messenger RNA. RefSeq names its product probable phytol kinase 2, chloroplastic. Gene Ontology annotation, molecular function: kinase activity. The coding region runs from base 1 to 1062 and encodes 353 amino acids. NCBI's taxonomy places the organism in Eukaryota, Viridiplantae, Streptophyta, Magnoliopsida, Poales, Poaceae. The transcript is spliced from 9 exons. The record is from RefSeq and is a predicted model, not a curated record.
AUGCUCUGCCUCGGCGUCCAUCCCUUCUCCCCGGCUUCCUCCUCCCCACUCCACACCUGCCUCCUAUCGAGACCGCUCCGCUCACCUGCCGGCGCCGCGCUGACUGCCUCCUCCUUGGUGCCGCCAUCCGUCUGCUGCGGCUGCACUGCUGGCCGGAGCCGGCGUGCAACGACGAUGGCCGCGGUGUUCUCGCCGGUGGGCAGCAGCGGCCUGGUCCAGGACCUCGUGUCCAGUGGCGUAGCCAGCCUGAUUUGUCAGGAUGGGUGGUCCAUGGACCACCCUGGCCACCCCCUAGCUACGCCACUGCUCGUGUCCUCGGCCCUCACCGCAGGCGUCGCCCACGGCCUCUUCCAUUUCUUCCAGGGGCUUGUCGAGCGCAGCGUCUGCGAUCUGGGAGUACUCACUGCAAAGCCAAGCAUGGCAACAUGGCCGACGAAGAGCUCGUUCUCCUUGAGACUCAAUAGGAAACUUAUGCACAUAACUAUUGGGAUGGUACCCUUGCUCUUUUGGCCCCUUUUCAGUUCGGGAAGGUAUGCUCCUUUCCUUGCUGCACUUCCGUCUGCGAUUAAUAUUUUAAGGACUCUUCUAUUGGGGCUAGGAAUAAGAAAAAAUGAAGCAGUAGUCAAAAUAUUGAGCCGAUCUGGAGACCACAGGGAAUUUCUCAAGGCACCAUUGUAUUAUGUUACUGCUAUAGCUUUGGCCACUUCUGUAUUGUGGAGAACAUCUCCAAUUGCUAUAGCACUUAUCUGCAACUUAUGCGCCGGAGAUGGUGUAGCAGACAUAGUGGGGAGACGUUUAGGGAAAGAAAAGCUUCCAUACAACUCCAACAAGUCAUAUGCUGGAAGCAUAGCCAUGGUUGUGGCCGGUUUCUUGGCUUCAGUUGGGUGCAUGCAUUGUUUUCACACUUUUGGUUUCAUUGAGGAAAGUUGGCACAUGACGUUCGGCUUCCUUGUGGUCUCCAUAGCCGCGGCACUUGUAGAGUCACACCCCAUCAGCACUGAACUGGAUGACAAUUUAACUGUACCUCUCCCGUCAUUCCUGGUUGGUAGCCUCAUUUUAUGA